AGCACAUGCUUCUCAAAGACUGGAAUGACAACGGAAAGAAUACAGAAGGAAAGAAAAGAAAAAACACUCCCUCAUCUGUUCGCUUUUUUCUUCACUUCCUUACUACUCCCCCCAUCUCUCUCUCUCUCUCGGCUCUCCCUCUCUUCUAUUUAUUUCGCAGAAAACAUGAAGGAAAAGAGGAGCAAAUUCCAGCGUGGACCAACGUCAAGUGAAAGUUUCUCAUGAGCUGGGAUCACAUCAUUACAGAGCGGAUGGAAGGACAGGAAGGAAAAUAUCAAUUCAACUCCAUGCCACGAUAAGCGCUUGGAUGAAUAAACAAUCGGGAAAGUAAUAAACUACUGCGCGCGCUCGUGAAUGUGUGACAGUCGGGUUCGCGUGCGUUGAGUCCGCCGCGACUCGAGGCUUUGGGUCGGGUUCUGGUUCUGACUCAUUAAGGGUUCCAACGGCCACGGAAGGUCGGAGACUUGAAGCCGAGAAGCAGAGGCGUCGCCACCCAUCGAUUCAGCAGUCAUGGCCGGGGCGAAACCGGGAGUACACGCGCUACAACUCAAACCGGUGUCUGUCCAUGAAGUGCUUAAAAAGGGGAGCAAGUUUAUCAAAUGGGACGAGGAGCCCAACAGUACACCCAGCCUUGUCACCCUCAAAGUGGACCCAGAUGGAUUCUUCCUCUAUUGGUCUGGAGGGACCAACAUGGAAGUGGAAAUCCUGGACAUCAGCCAUAUCAGGGACACCAGGACAGGGAAGUUUUGCAAGAUGCCUAAGGACCAGCGUAUGAGAGAGCUUUUGGGGUUGGGCAAAGGAGAAGGGAACGUGGAGUCCAAGCUGCUAACUGUUGUCUAUGGCAACGACCUGGUCAACAUCUCCUUCCUCAACUUCCAAGCUGUGCAGGAUGGCUAUGCCAAGGUGUGGACUGAUGAGCUCUUUAAACUUGCCACGAACAUAUUGUCCCACAAUUCUUCCAGCAACACCUUCUUAUUCAAAGCUUACACUAAGCUAAAGCUGCAGGUAAAUCAGGAUGGGAAAAUCCCUGUGAAGAAUUUCCUGAAAAUGUUCUCGGAUAAGAAGCGUGUGGAGACUGCGCUGGAACACUGCGGUCUCGUCAAUAACAGGGCCGAGGGUAUAAAGCCAGAUGACUUUACCUGGGACAGGUUCCAAAACUUCCUCAGCAAGCUGAGUCCCAGACCAGAGGUGGAGCGCAUCUUUGUGGAGCUAGGCUCUAAAGGAAAGCCCUUCCUAUCUCUGGAUCAGUUGAUGGACUUUAUAAACCGCAGACAGAGAGAUUCACGGCUAAACGAGGUACUUUACCCGCCGCUCAAACGAGAACAGAUCCGCCAGCUCAUGGAGAAAUAUGAGACCAACGCCAGCCAGCUAGAGAGAGAUCAGAUCUCCCUGAUGGGCUUCACAAAGUAUCUUGGUGGGGAAGAGAACUCUGUGGUUCCUCCUGAGAGGUUGGAUAUCAUCGAUGACAUGAAUCAACCCCUGUCGCACUAUUUCAUCAACUCUUCACACAACACCUACCUCACAGUGGGGCAGUUGACAGGUCUGUCAUCAGUAGAGAUGUAUCGCCAGGUGUUGCUGACAGGGUGCCGCUGUAUAGAGCUGGACUGCUGGAAGGGCCGCCCACCUGAAGAAGAACCAAUCAUCACGCACGGUUUCACCAUGACCACUGAGAUUCCAUUCAAGGAGGUGAUUGAGGCCAUUGCUGAAAGUGCAUUCAAAACGUCUCCCUACCCCCUCAUCCUGUCCUUUGAGAAUCAUGUGGACUCAGCAAAGCAGCAGGCUAAGAUGGCAGAGUACUGCCGCUCUAUGUUCGGGGAUGCACUGCUCAUUGAUCCACUGGAGAAAUAUCCGCUGGUCCCUGGUCAACAACUGCCAAGCCCCCAGGAGCUGAUGGGGAAGAUUCUAAUCAAGAACAAGAAGAAACGUGAUCCCAAGGCAUCUAACGGAGGGAGCAUCCGACGCAAAGAUGGCAUGGAUGACCAGUCCUCACCUUUAAAUGAUUCUCCUUUGUCUGAUGGGGAGGUAGGCCAGCUCAUGUCCAAUGGGGGUGAGAAGCUUGGAGAGAGGAUGGCCAAAGACCUUGAUAUCCGCAAAUCUAUUGAUCGUGGCGAUGGAGAGAGUGAUGAAGAGGAGGAAGAGGAACCCAUUCCCGAUCCAAAGAAACACAACAACACUGAUGAGGGUACUGCAUACAGUGAGGUGAACGCAACUGAGGAGAUGUCCACAUUGGUCAACUACAUAGAACCAGUCAAAUUCAAAUCCUUUGAGGUGGCAACCAAGAGGAAUAAAUAUUUUGAGAUGUCAUCUUUUGUGGAGACCAAAGGCAUGGACACUCUGAAGAACUCUCCCAGCGAGUUUGUAGAAUACAAUAAAAAGCAGCUGAGUCGUAUCUACCCCAAAGGGACUCGUGUUGACUCCAGUAACUACAUGCCACAACUCUUCUGGAACGUGGGCUGCCAGAUGGUGGCGCUAAACUUCCAGACGCUCGACUUGCCGAUGCAGCUGAAUAUGGGCGUGUUUGAAUAUAAUGGGCACUGUGGUUACCUGUUAAAGCCAGAGUUCAUGAGACGCAAUGACAAACACUUUGACCCAUUCACUGUGGAUAUUGUGGAUGGCAUCGUAGCCAACACAAUCAAGAUCAAGAUCAUCUCAGGGCAGUUUCUGAAUGAUAAGAAGGUCGGUGUUUAUGUGGAGGUGGACAUGUUUGGACUUCCUGCAGACACUAAAAGGAAAUAUCGAACGAAAACCUCUAACAAUAACUCUCUUGACCCAGUCUGGGAUGAAGAUACUUUUGUGUUCAACAAGGUGGUGUUGCCUACCCUGGCAUCUCUGAGAGUAGCCGUCUAUGAGGAAAACGGGAAGUUUAUUGGACAUCGCAUCUUGCCUGUAUCGGCAUUGCGCCCAGGGUACCACUACAUCAGUCUGAAGAAUGAGCUGAAUCAGCCGCUCAUGCUGUCCUCCCUGCUCGUGUACACAGAGGCGCAGGACUACAUCCCCAAUGAGCACCAAGAGUACGCUGAGGCUCUGACAAACCCCAUCAAACAUCUCUCUCUGCUGGCCCAGAGAGAAAGGCAACUUUUAGCACUUAUGGAGGACCCCACAGAGGGUGGCCCUUCAAAACAAGAGGAAGGAGACAAGUUUGACUCGAGCUGCGUGACCUCUGUUGACCCCAUUUUUCCUAUGCCUUCUUCAACACUCCCUCCUGUAGUCAAUGAGGUCAUGAGCACACCUGCAUCAGGGCCUAAAGAAGAUCUAGUCAACAAUAUUCUUAAAGUCAUUGAACCUCAGUCUAUUGAAGAGCUCAAGCAGCACAAUUCCUACCUGAAGCUGUUAAGGAAGCAAUGCAAGGAACUCAAGGAGCUGCGAAAGAAACACAUCAAAAAGGUGUGGGCUCUCAGUAAAGAUCAGAAGACUCGCUGUAAUCAGCUGAACUCGGAGCUACAGAGAAGACGGAUUCAGCUGGAGAAACGGUUGCGCCCCAGUCUGAAGAAAAGUGGAUCUGAAGAGCAUGCACUGAGGGAACUUAACGAGCUGGAUCAGGAACUUCAGAAACAGACGGAGAAGUUCAGACAGGAGCAGAUGCAGGAGCUUCUCGAUCUCCGACAAGCACAACAUCGGACAGAGACGGAGACUAAACACUGUCACCUUAAAGAGGCCAAUCAGAAGCUGAAGGAAAUCGCCCAAGAAUGCCAAGCAACCCAGAUCAAGAAACUCAAGGAAGUGUGUGAAAAGGAGAAGAAAGAGUUGCAGAAGAUUCUGGAGAGGAAGAGGCUGAACAGCAUCAUUGAGGCCAAGAAAGCAGAAAAAGAAAAGUCAGAGGCGGAGCUGAAUGAUAUCAAUAAAAAGCAUAUCUAUGAGUCGGUCAGCUUAAUCCGUCAGCUGGAAGUGUCUCAGGGGAAACGUCAAGAGAAGUUGAAAGCCCUUCACAAGGACAUUCUUCAGAAAAUGGAGGAGGAAGAUCCUCUGAAUCAGGCCCGCCUGACACGUGAAUGUGAUGCAGAGCUGAAGCGCCUACCAGAUGAGAUCUUUCAGUACCUACAAGGGGAGCUAGAGAGCAAAAGCUCCCUGAAAGACACCCUCAUGGCUCAGGCCAAUCACGACAGCUCUGGCUCCGGCCCACCUUCCAACUGCAGCACACCCCCUUACUCCUCCCCCAAUCACAGCUGGAGCAACAUCGGCAAUAUCAGUGCCUCAUUGCUGGACUCCCCCGCCACAAACACUCAUGUCAAGUCAGAGACGGACACUACAGGAGUGUACUAGUGAUACUACAGUUUUUUGUUUUGUUUUUCUUAUCAGUGUCUUCAAUCCAUUUCUGUCCUCAGUUGAUUCUAAGUAUAGAUAUAGUUUACUAAGACUAAGGAUUUUUUUUUUUUUUUUUUUUUUUUUUUUAAAUCCUGCAUACACUUUCCCACUUUGCCUGAUUUCAGAUCUUUAUACUUUCUUUUUAACCAAAGUCCUUUUUUAAUCCUUAAUUACAAUGGAUUUUUGUCUUGAUGCUAAUGCCUGUAUGUAAGACACCUGUGGAAAGGGUUGGGUGGGGUAAACCUUUUAUUAAGUUCUAUAUUUCUGUUGUAUAGUGUGUACUGUGCAGCUUUACGUGUAGUACUGCGAAUUGUCUUGAAGGUGGCAGUAGCGAAUGGGUGAAUUCUGAGGCUGUGAUGCUAGGGCUUGGCUAAUGCUGAAUCUGAAUGGUACGUGUUUACAUAAAAUUGCACAGAUGGACUAUUGCUUAGCCAAUCCACAGUAACAUGAUUUCAACAUUAAACAAAUUUCUUUUAAUGCAUCUACAUUGCAACCAAAACACUUUUCUGAAGAGAGUGAAUCGAUUAUCUUGUUUUGAGCAUGUUGUGUAUAAAUGUUUAAGUGCCUCACGUCGUCUUUUACUUUUACUCCCUCUACCAGAUUAUGCUUUCUAAAAUCCUAUAAUCCUACUCUCUCUACUCUACCUCCCCCAUAUCUGUCUCUGUUUAGGUUGGUUUAAUGUAAUCUAAUCCUGACUCUGAAAUUCAGUGUUAUUGGCAGUGAUCCCACAUGUCUCACACUCUCAAAUUGAUUGAUAUCCAGGAAACUUUCCAGACACUUUUUGUUAUUAUUUCUUGUUCCACCCCAUUUUUUAAACAAACCCCUUUGAAUCCACUCAUCCGGGUUCGAGUGGCGUUCUACUUCAGAUACUAUUACAGAGAUGCUACACGCACUAGUACUAUUUGUGACUGAGAUACUACAAACCCCCUCUGGCUUUAUCAAGUCAGGUCUAUUCAGAGUCAUAACAUGUUGUCUAAUAUACAUUUUUAAUGUGAGAUUGAAGCAAGACUUUCCCAGUUUAGCUCCGUUCACUGCAAUCCAGGGCUUUUUUUAGUCCAUUAGAAUGGAUGACAGUUGGAUUUGGCUUUCUCUUACUGUAAUCUGGUCUGCUGUCUCUCUGCAGUUCCUGUUUGCUUUAAUACAUUCGAUUCCAUCGCAUUUUCAUUCAUCUCUUGUGAGCCUCCCAUGUCCCUUCUCACCUUUUCCCCCACCUCUCUCUCUUAAAGAGGUAGAUCACCAAAAACUCAGCCUCAUGUUGUUCUAAACCUGUAUGAUUUUCUAAGGAGAUGGUAGGUAGUAUAUUAGGCAGUGACAGCCUCAGUCACUAUUCACUUUCAUAGCAUCUUCUUUUGUGUUUCACAGAAAAAAGAAAGUUAUAUGGAUUUGGAACAACAUGAGGCUGAAUAAAUGACAUUUCAUUGCAUUUUUUUGGGUGAACUAUCCCUUUAACACAGGGCUCUCUCAGGACAUCGUGGCUCAAAACGAAAAGCAGUACUUUGACAAACAUAUGUUUAAUACGGCGCUCGCUCUGCCAGCUGUACUCUAUGCCCUGCUAUCCUGGUCUUGGGUGCAUCAGUUGCACUAUAAAGCCAGUGAAUGAGAGUUUGCUUGGUGUUUUAUGACCUUUAUCGAAGCACUUACAGCACUUACGACUAUCAGCAAAGACAUUUGCUGAGUAACAGGCCUCAUAAUUGGCCUCUUUGACAAAUAUGCAACAUAGACGUGACAUUUACUCUCUUGGAUUGGAUGAAAGUAGAAAGGAUUUUCCUAGAUGUGUAAUUUACACAAUUUUUUAAGUGUGUGAGCGAGUGUGUGAGCGAGUGAGUGAUUGUGUGAGUGAGUGAUCAUACCCUUGGCUGUGUGAAUGGAUACUGCACAGUAUAGUUUAGAAGGCCAGAAGGGCACAAGCAAAAGGGCUGUUUUGAGAUGGGAAACACAAUAUUUCACUAUAAGGAGAUAAGAGUGUUGAGGGAUUGUGUUUGAGUGUGAAUGUACAUAAUUCAGCACAUAGUCUUUAUAGUGUGUUUGCAUGUUAAGUCAAUAGCGUUAUAUACCCAUAUGAACAGGAAUAAAUGGUACGUGCAUGUAAGUAUAUCCUCUCCAAAUUUCAUUUACUGUUGUACAUAAGGGCCAAGAUCAUUCUACCAGGAAAUAUUCAUGUGUAUUUCAUUGUAAACGCAUAACAGUUCUUAUGGAUCAUCAUAUAAUUCAUUCCUCUUUAGCGUCUACUACUGACUAGAGAAGAAGUGGAGGGUGCAGUCUGUCUUUGUGUGUCAGUUUAGGGAGGGGCACUUUCUUAAACGUUCACUAUCUAGUGUCCCUACAACAAGCACACUCUACCAUGAUACCAGUCAGUUAGUCUGUCUUCUGCUGUCCGUCAUAUUAUUUGUUGGUUAAAUGAGGUGUAGGUGUCUUUAUAGGGAAACACCCCAAAACUUUAUGGCCUGUUGUUUUAUUUUAUUUUAGACAUUUUAUUUUAAAAUCAAACACUGCGUAGCAUGAUUUUCCAAUAUCACUUUUGUAUUCUAAAUAGCAAGUUGAAAGAAGGAUGUUAUUUUUAUUUUUAUUUUUAUUUUUUUGGUUAAAAUGUAAAAGUGAUGGUUUUGACUUUGACGUGACAAAAUUGCAAAACUUUACUAUUUUAAAAAAAACUAUUUCUAAUAAUUAUUUCCUUGAAAACCACUUUUUUGUGUGUGUCUCGAAAUGGGACAAAAUUCAGGUUGUUGCUCUGAAUUUGCUCUGAAAACAAAGAAAUGAAAAUCCUGUCCUUUAAAUUCAGGUCUGCAUGGUUGGUAACGUUUGGAGUUUUCCAAAGCAGACGUUUGCAUGCCAAUUCCAGUCUAUAAUCAGAUAUCCUCAGGGGAGAUCAGAGCUGUGUCUUUUGACUCGUUUAUCCUAACUAUGUAAUAUUGGUGUUUAUAACAAAACCUGUGAGGACUGCAGUCAGACUUUAAGGGAAAUUACAUGCUUACCCAAGGGCUAACUUCCGCUCUGCCUCAGUUACAGCUUUAACCAAGUACAUAUUUCAUAGUUUCAGGAGUUUAUAGUUUAUUGCAUUCUCUCUCUCACACACUCUUUGCAUCUGACUCUUUAUCACCUUCCUACUGUAACACUUGUUAACACUGUAUGUAGAUAAAGUACUGGUCUGCCUUGUUAAAGGGAAAAUUAUUACUCUGGAUGUAAUUUUUAUUGCCUCAAUAAAUAAUAUAACUGUACAUUCAAUAAAUAAGGAACGUUGUCAAAAAUGC
Messenger RNA from Myxocyprinus asiaticus (Chinese sucker), 7550 nucleotides. Its product is annotated as 1-phosphatidylinositol 4,5-bisphosphate phosphodiesterase beta-3-like. The coding region runs from base 511 to 4260 and encodes 1249 amino acids. The transcript has 34 exons. Lineage: Eukaryota; Metazoa; Chordata; Actinopteri; Cypriniformes; Catostomidae. The record is from RefSeq and is a predicted model, not a curated record. Gene Ontology annotation, biological process: phosphatidylinositol-mediated signaling; lipid catabolic process. Gene Ontology annotation, molecular function: calmodulin binding; phosphatidylinositol-4,5-bisphosphate phospholipase C activity; calcium ion binding.